Daldinia childiae is the source of this 1020-nucleotide messenger RNA. RefSeq lists its product as uncharacterized. NCBI's taxonomy places the organism in Eukaryota, Fungi, Ascomycota, Sordariomycetes, Xylariales, Hypoxylaceae. Gene Ontology annotation, molecular function: DNA binding. Gene Ontology annotation, cellular component: nucleus. The coding region runs from base 1 to 1020 and encodes 339 amino acids. The transcript has 4 exons. The record is from RefSeq and is a predicted model, not a curated record.
AUGGGAAAAAAGAAGCGCGGUCACCCCGAUGUUGAGGAGCUUCUCUCCCGAGCUUGGUGUUAUUAUUGCGAGAGAGAUUUUGAAGAUCUCAAAUUGUUGAUAUCUCACCAAAAAGCCAAACAUUUCAAGUGUGACCGCUGUGGCCGACGAUUGAAUACGGCUGGAGGUCUUUCGGUUCAUAUGAAUCAAGUGCACAAAGAGUCGCUGUCGUCAGUCGAGAAUGCGUUGCCUAAUCGACAAGGUCUCGAUGUCGAGAUCUUCGGUAUGGAAGGUAUCCCGGAAGACAUUGUUCAACAACACAAUCAACGAAUUAUCCAGAAUUUCUACCAAGCCCAAGCUGAUCGAUACGCUGCGACGGGAAACCCCCCACCUGGUCAAAAUGGGAACGGCCCAGUUAAAAAACUCAAGAUCGAGACACCAGACGAGAUCAAGAAGCGGCUAGCAGAGCAUCGCGCAAGAGUUGCAGCUCAGAAAACGGCUAUUGGUGGUGGUAGCGCAGGUCAUACUCCCCGAGAGAACAGGCCUGACGGCCAAAGCCCUGCGCAAAGCGCGUCUCCCGGCGCAUUUAAUUCACCCUUCCCUCCUCCCGGCGGCCAAUACCCGGCAUUCCCUGCACAAUCCGUUCCUGGUUACUCACCCCCUCCGCAAUACCCCGGCGCGUAUCCUCCACCGAACCUACCGUCGCGGCCCGGAAGCAACCUUACUGCGCCUCACGGUUUACCCCCGCGCCCUGGACAGCCAGGCUGGCAAGGAAGUGCUUCCACUAUUGAUGAGCUAGUGUCAGGUGCUGCACAGGAAGGCGAUGAGAUCGAUCAACUGAUCAGGAUGGCCGAGGCUAGGAUCAAGCCUCCGAAGAAACCCGAGACCCCAACUGCUGCGGAGCCAGCUGAGGGGGCAGAGAAGAAGUCAAAGAAGGAGAAGGACAAGAACGUCAAGAUGAUAUACGACGACGAACUCAGUCCGGAGGAGCGAAUGGCACAAAUGCCGAGAUACGCAUUCGCCGUCGAAGCCGGAGCUUAG